This is a messenger RNA of Dreissena polymorpha, 2457 nucleotides long. Its product is annotated as DNA ligase 1-like. Gene Ontology annotation, molecular function: zinc ion binding. NCBI's taxonomy places the organism in Eukaryota, Metazoa, Mollusca, Bivalvia, Myida, Dreissenidae. The record is from RefSeq and is a predicted model, not a curated record. The transcript has 5 exons. Bases 1 to 2457 code for a protein of 818 amino acids.
AUGCCAUCAUGUGAGUGCAGACCCUUCCGGAAGACCAAUGUGUCCUGUAAGCAUUUUGCAGCAAUAUUUCGUCAUUUUGAUGACGUGUCUUUUUCUUUGCUGUGCGAUAUCUACACUGCAAACCCUAUUUUCAACCUGGACGGUGACCUCUUCAACAAAUCUGAUAACACUAUUCCGUGUUUCCUAAAUGAAGAUAACUCCAUGGAAGCAGUAGGAGAGGUAGAACAAACUGAUGAUAAGCUACACUGCGAACCUCCAUCCUCUUCGCUAUUAACAGGAAUAAAGGCAAGUUCAAAAAAAGUUCGAGAACUGCUAAGCAAAAUUCACAAUCUCAGUUUCCUGAUCCAGUCAAAAGAAUGUCUUGAGGGUGUAAGGGAAACAUUGAGUAGCGUAGUGGAACAGAUGACAGAAGCAUGCCCAAAGAGUGGUGGACUUUUGUUGGAUAAAACUGAAAGUAAUAGGACUGGUAUGACUGAACUUCCGAAGCGCAAAAAACGCAAACAGGGUGUCGCCAAGACAGAAACGUCGUUUGUCGAUGAUGAAAGUUUAAAGGAGAACCCGUCCGAAUAUGCUAUACCAGCUAAAAAGAGAGGUAAACGAGCGAAACUGUCUUUGAGUACUGGAGGAAAGAAAAGGCCGGCGACUGAAAUCACAGAGAAAGAGUCAGGAAAAUGUGAAAGGGACAGAACAGGCAAAAAAGUGAAAUGGGAUGAUAACUUUAAGAAUGAAAACGAAUUUAACUUUGAUAUCGACUCUCAGAAAGAUGAGGAUGAAAGUAACAAGCAGAGUAGCGCGGUACAAAGAGAUUUAGAACACACUUGGAGGAAAGAGUUGGAGGAAAAUGAGGUAACACUCCAUGAUAGUCGAGGUAGAGGACGAGAUGUAGAACACAAUUGGAGGAAAGAGUUAGAGGAAAAAGAAGUUACACUUCAGGAUAGAGAGAGGUUGUUAAUGAAUAGGGACCAAUAUAUGCAAGCGAAAGAGAGGAAGCUAGAAGAUUUUGAGAAAGCUAUGCUCGACAGAAUGAAUAAGAUAGAACAAGAAUACAAAACAAAGGAAAGAAAGAUGAAUGAGAAGGAAUCAGAAAUACAUCUGUAUAUGAGAGAUACAGAGAAAAGAUUAAAUGAAAGACUACAAGAGAUGGAAAUGAAACAUAAGCGUAAAGAACAGGAAUUGAUAGACAAAGAAAGAAAUAUAGAGAGAUUAAAGAACGAAUGGCACGAGAAAUUUUUACACCUAAACCUUCUUCAGAGAAUACAGGAAGAUAUGAUAAGAGAUAGAGAUACGCCCUUACACCAGCAUGACUACUUUCACCACGAGCAGGAAAGCAGAAAAGAGAGUCCAAAGGACAUGAAUCAUGAGACCUUCUUGAAAGAAGUCACAACAGAGAAGAAAGUUAAAAUAGGUGGUGCCUAUAGUAAAGAAGCAGAUGCACACCGAGGUAAAGAUAUAGAAAUCAUGCAACCGAAAGAGGCUACUGAAAUUAAAGGUAUUGAAAGUGCAGAUGAAACAAGAAAGAAGUAUGAUGAUAGAAAUGACUUAAGAUGUCGUGAGAAGUCAGAGGAUAUAAAUAGCAAGUUGAAUUUGACAUCAUUUUCGGGUAUGGAGCCAGUACCUCGAAAUGAAGCCACUUUUGAAGAAUGGAAGCUAGAAGUAGAAUGUGUAAAGGCAAUUUAUUCUGAGAUGGUUGUGUUGCAGGCUAUAAGAAAAGCCUUAAAAGGACAAGCGAAACGAAUUAUGCUUCACCUUGGUCCUUAUGCUACAGUGGAGAUGAUAGAAAUGAAACUAGAAGAUGCAUUUGGAAACAUAGCAAGUAGAGAUAGCAUCUUGUCCCAUUUCUUUUUGGCAGAGCAGAAGGAGACCGAGUCGAUAGUUGAGUGGGGUCUCAGGCUAGAAGAGAUGCUUUUACAAGCAAGUAGAAAGACAGCAAUAAAUGCAAGCGAGAAAGAGGAUAUGCUGAAAAGGAAAUUUUGGAGAGGGCUUCAGAAUGAAGAAUUGAAGAAUGCAACUAGAGUGCACUUUGAGUCAGACAUUAGCUAUGCAGAUUUACAGAAGAAAGUAAGAGCUGAAGAGUUUGAAAUAAGGGUACAGAGAGAAAAGAAAGAGAAAGGUAAAGAGAAGCCGUCGUACAAAGCUCGACAGUCUGUUAUCAGUUCUUCUGAUGACAACAGUGAAGAAAUGAUGAAACUGCUUAUACAGAAGAUUGAGCAGUUGGAUAAAAAGGUAGAUGCACUCCAGAAAGAAAACGAGGAAUACAAAAGCAAAACAACUACUCCAGGAAAUAGAGACAGAGACUACAGACAUUUAAGAGGCCGAGGGUAUGCUAGAGGCAGAAACAAUCGUGGUAGAGGAAAAGGAAGUGUUCAGGCUGAAAAGGAGCAAAAGAGUGAGGAUACGAAGCCUGUAGAUGAUUUAAACCAGAAAAGUUCUCCACAAAAGGGGGCCUGGAGAACGUAG